CAGCAACCAUUAUUGAACACUUUGAAGUGCCUGAGUUGCAACUCCUUCUAUGUCCUUCCUCCAUGGUCUGAUUCUGUUUGACCUUUGGAUUGCAGUCCGUGUGGUUGUUGAUGCUGCUAAGGAAGUGGACUUUGUUAGAGACCCAGGAUAUCAUCAUGCAAUACCAAUAUCUGUUGACUGUCAUUUUCUUUGCAUUAACAAUAAUUUAUGCAUCGGCGUACAAGCCAACAAAGUUUGCGAAAGAGGUGGUCUGUGAGGGAUGUCAUGCAUUUGUCACAGAAGCUACAAAGCUGAUGAACAGAAAACACACAGCUAAAGACAAGAUCGACACUCGGAUCAGAGAUGCGCUGAGGAGGACAUGCGAUACAGAAAAUCUACGUGCGUAUGAGUUCAGCCCUCCUAACUUGAAGAAAGUCUGUGACUACUGGACAACCGAGUACAAGGACGAGAUCACCAAGGUCUUUAAGGAGUAUUCUGAGCCCGAGGAGAGAGAAAUUGCCUUGUGCUUUGACGUCACUGAUGCGUGCAUUGGCGUUGAUCGGUCGACUUUCCGCAUCAAUAAGUACAAGGGUCCGUCCCGAAAGGCUGUGCGAGAGCAGACAGGCAAAAGCAAGAUGACAGGAAAGAAAAAGGAAAGUGCCAAGGCUGAAACCAAACAAAAAGACAAAAAAGAAGAGCUGUAGGCCUAAUGUCUUUCGAGGCUAUGAAGAGAAAGGUCAUUUCCAAGACUGAACGAGAAAUUGGUGACGAAUUGUGAUCAGCAAUCAAAACGCAAGCAUUCCUGAUGAUGUCAAAGAAUACAGCAGCAGAUUCACUGGGAAACAUUUUGUCAAUAGGUGGCGGCAGACACACUGGUUAUAGUUGACACAUUUAUCAGGAUGAUAGGGGUUUUCCUAUUCCUGGUUUCAGUUCAGCUUCUGAUCUUAGACAAGCACCCCUCCCCCCUUUUCACAGUUAUGGGGACCCAGCUUAACACAAGUCCAUUUUCUGCUUCAAAAACAUCAGAUCCUGUGACACAACAAAGUUUAGAGUAUUGCCCAUGGUUUGAGUAUGUGACGCUUGCAAUAAUUCUAGAGCUGAUGUUCUUAAAUGACCAAGGAUUUGUUCUGGCCAAGCAGCGACAAAUUUGUGUCAUAAAAACACAUCCAAGAUCUUAUACAUGACUGAGACCGUUUUCGAUAUUGUGCCUUCAUCUCCAGGUUUGGCUUUAAGUCAGAUGCUAGAAUCACUCAAACCAAACUAAUGGACAUAUACUGACAAAUUGAUGCUUAUGCUGCAGAGAAUGGAGCUGUUUUAGGCUGCAGGAUUUCAACUCGUGGGCUGAUUCAUGAACUUGAAGACCAAAGCUUAACAAAAAUGCAGACUGACAUUCUGAAAAACCUGCUAGAACUCUACCGAUCAACCAUCGCAUUUGAUAGAGAUUAGAUUGCUUAUUCAAAAUUGUGCUAGGAACUCUAAAAUGAACAUUAUUGGGCAGUUGUUAUUAAGCUGUGAUCUUACUGGCCUUCUCUCUGCAUUUUUUUUGGGGGGGAGGAAUCUUGUGUGUUAUAAAUUUUUUUUGACUCAAUUUUGUGUUGAAUUUUGACUCCUCUUGAUGACACAAUUCUUUUUUCUUCUCAAAACAUUUUUUAACAUUAUACAGUUACUUAGACUAGCCCACAUUGGAACAAAAUGGCAAGUGGCAGAUCACUGGCUGUCAUUUACUACUAAAAUUUAUAUAUCACCCCACUCUUAUAUGUGUAUCAUGGUUACAAGAAACCUUGUAUUUUUUUUGGAAAGAGCCAUUCAGCAUUAUCAUCGUCUUUAAAUGGUGACCUUUUUCAAAAUUUGUGGACCCAUCUAUCCAUCCACACUUUUUCGAUCGAAAGAAUUGACUUAGCGUUAUACACAAUUAUUAUUGUGCAUAAGAACCCUCGUUCAUUCACAUGGGUAUGCCUAUGCAUCCAGCAUGCCCAUGAGGUUCGUGGCACUGUUGAUCCAAGUUUCCAAAUGUUUAAAGAUAAACAAGUUCACCGUACUUUAUUAUGGCACUCGAAAACUAUGAUGGUCGGAUUCAUAGUUCAAUAGGGGGUCUGAAAGCUGUAUCGUAUGCGUAGGUAGGCACGUCGUUGUCAAACUAGAGACCAAAUUUAAAAAUGGUCUCUAGUAGUAAUGAAUAACAAAACAGCAGUGGUAUCGACCACGGACGAAUGCUCAUAAAACCUGCUAUAAAAUGUAAAAUCCGUAGGGUCUAAAAUAUACGAAGUGCAUUUUAAAUGUAACCCCUUCCGUUUAUUGGGUCGCCAAACAAAUCCACCCUUCCUCUUUGUACACUUGAAAUUCCAAAGCAGCGCAUUAUGUGUAUGAACCCGCCAUGUGAGUUCAAACCGUGACAGAUUUACGGAGUUGUGGUAGGCUACAUUCAUGUGGGAAAUUAUUAUAUACAUAAUGUAAUCGUUCCUGUCGAUCUUGCAAGGGCUGUCAUAAAACGCUGUACAGUCUUUCCUGGAUGUUUGUACAUUGCGGAAUUGCAAGAGGGACUUCGUGUGAACAUGAUACAUUUGUAGUCGUGUGGUAUUUUGCUAUGACUUACUUCAUAUACAUGUGCGUAUACCAGUUUGAAAAAUUACCCGCAUGGAAACGCGAACGUGAACAUCAGACCCAGAGGUCAAAGUUGCUGCAGAUGCUAGGUGCAUUGCGAUAAGCCUGUCUAACGGAACUCCGGAUUUAAAAAAAAGUGAAGGAAAUAAAAAGCUGCCAAAAACAACCUGUCAUUGUUCGAGGAAGUAUGUCCCAAAACGAUCGGGUGAUGGCCUAAAUUUUUGAAUAAGAAUAAGUAUACUCGGGACCUCGCCUUUGUAAAACACAUUUGUAGAAUGUGUAAUCGUGCUGAAAUUGAUGGGUCAAAAUGUGAUGAAAGUAAAAUUUGGCAGUCGGGGCUGUAAAUAAGCUGUGUUCAUUCAUUUAUUCCAAAUCCUGUUUCCACUGAUAUAAAAUACAAGCACGUUUAUAUACAUGUAAAUGUUAAGUUUGGAACAUUUUGGUUGAUCCCACCUUAAAAUUUGGUGGAGUAUCGGUCUUCUUAAGAGUUUCAAUAUUCUGUUCCCUGCGUUAAGUUAUUGUUUUUGUUCUUACGAAUUUUUUUUUUUUAGAAUGAAACCAUCCGACACCCAUCACUGAAAUCAAAAAUAUACAAUGCACAUUAUCCUUACAUGUGUUCACGUACAUCGCUGGUAAUGUUGGUACCCGUAUGUACUGAAACUAAGUCAAACCUUGGACGAAAAAGAACACGUGGUCAAAAUUUCAUACAGAACCAGUUUAUCGAACAAGAAUUUAUACCGAUGUGUGCCUUGCUUCCAGUGUGCUGCUUUAAUGUUCACAGUCCUCAGAUGCUUGGAAAUAUUCAUAUAAAUGACCAACCUUGGCAAAUCAGUUUUCUUCUCUUUUUUUUAAUUCAAAACAUUCCAAUUAUCUAAUUGAUGAUUGAUGCCUUUAUAAUGGUGACAGUAUUUAUCAGAUUCAAAUUACAAUGUACAUGUAUAUUUUUAUAAAUUUGAAAACUAUGCCAUAUUGGUUCUACUGAUUCUUAGCGACAGUAUAUAAACCGGACAGCAAAAGAAACUUGCCACUUCUGUCCAAGGCCACACAUAAAACUUCACUCCAUAAAAAUAAACAAUUUUUGUA
Acanthaster planci (crown-of-thorns starfish) is the source of this 3663-nucleotide messenger RNA. RefSeq lists its product as uncharacterized. Lineage: Eukaryota; Metazoa; Echinodermata; Asteroidea; Valvatida; Acanthasteridae. The record is from RefSeq and is a predicted model, not a curated record.